Metarhizium brunneum ARSEF 3297 is the source of this 855-nucleotide messenger RNA. RefSeq lists its product as uncharacterized. Gene Ontology annotation, biological process: fungal-type cell wall organization. The record is from RefSeq and is a predicted model, not a curated record. NCBI's taxonomy places the organism in Eukaryota, Fungi, Ascomycota, Sordariomycetes, Hypocreales, Clavicipitaceae. Gene Ontology annotation, cellular component: plasma membrane; cell cortex of cell tip.
AUGGCCGCGCCCAAAGCCCGCCGCAACACCACCAUCAUCGCCGCGCUGUUGUACCUCAUCUCUAUACCAUUCCUCAUCCUCACCCUCAUCGGUAAUACGCACGAUAGGCCCGUCUUGCGAGACACCUACUUCUUCAAGCUAGACGUUGCCCAAAUCAUCCCCAUUGCCGUAGCAAACUCGGGGCUGCUCAACUCUGUAGCCAGGAGUUUGGGACUGCACGACUUCUACCAAGUCGGUGUUUGGAAUUUCUGCGAGGGAUACAACGAUGUCGGCAUCACGUAUUGCUCGCCGCCCAGGACAUUCUACUGGUUCAACCCAGUCCAGAUUCUCGUCAGCGAGCUUCUCGCCGGCGCCAAGAUUGCCCUGCCCUCCGAGGUCCUGACCAUCCUGCGGCUGCUCGAAAUCGGAUCCAAGGUCAUGUACGCCUUCUUCAUGGCCGGCACCGUCAUCAACCUCGUGCUGCUGCUGGGCACGCCGCUGGUCAUGCGGACGCGGUGGUUCUCGCUGUUCCUCUCCCUGCUCGGCGGCCUCUCGGGUCUCGUCCUCACCGUCGCCGCCAUCAUCGCCACCGUCAUCAGCGUCGCCGCCAAGAUUGCCCUCACGGCCCAGGACCAGCUCAACAUCAAGGCCAACAUCGGCGUCAAAAUGUUUGCCUUUAUGUGGAUUGGAGCCCUGGCCACCGACUUUGCCUUCUUGCUCCACGCCGCCAUGGGCUGCUGCUGCAAGCCCGUUCGCGGCGGCGGCGGCAAGUCGCCCAACGAGCCAUCACCCGAGGGCAGCGCGAAAAAGCCAAUGACACACCUUGAACUGCCUAGUUUUAUAAGACGGCGAAAGGGGGCUUCCCCUGCGUCAUAG